Corvus hawaiiensis (hawaiian crow) is the source of this 2675-nucleotide messenger RNA. It is a transcript of the gene TMEM42, whose product is annotated as transmembrane protein 42. The record is from RefSeq and is a predicted model, not a curated record. The coding region runs from base 112 to 342 and encodes 76 amino acids. Lineage: Eukaryota; Metazoa; Chordata; Aves; Passeriformes; Corvidae. The transcript has 3 exons.
GCCGCCGCGGCGAAGCUGGCGCUGGGCCCGGGCGGGGAGGCGGCCGGCGGCCCGCUGCCAGUGCUGCUUCACCUCAGCUGUGUUGGCCUGGUGUUUGUGUGCAACGCAGUGAUGUGGACAGUCUUCACAAAAGCCUUACGACUCUCCUCCUCCUCGGCUGCUACCUCUGUGACAACAACAGCCUCCAACUUCAUCUCUUCGGCUAUCCUAGGAAAAUUGCUCUUUGGGGAGACGUGGACGCCUCUGUGGUGGAUCGGCCUCGCCGUGACGGUCUGCGGGCUCAUGCUGCUGCACACAGCUGCACCCCAGCUGGUGCAGGUCCCAGCGGAGAAGAAGGAAUGAUAGCUGCUGGAGGCGCCACAGUGCCAUGCUGCCCCUCUCCAGCCUGUCUCAUGAUGCCAUCCCCAGUCCCCACCAGGCUCUGAACACGUCGGCCACGGAGGUGCUAACACCUGCUCACUGCUGAUCUGCUGACUUGCAAAAUCAUGUUGGUCACAUCUUUCCUAGUGGUGGUGUGGUGGCAGUGACAGCCUUGGAGGGAGCUGGUCAACUCUGAGUCAGUAUUGUGAAAAUCAGGGGCAGAGGCUUAUCAGCCGCUCCUCCUCUUCACACCCUGUGGCUGUGGAGCUUUCCCGGUUUGGGGAAUGCUGAAAGUAAACAUGGUGGCUGUGGAAGGUGCUUGUGCAUCAGUAUUUUUCCAUAAAAGGACCUAUCCCAAAAUAGAAAAGCAAUCAGAAUUAGAUGCUGAGGGCAGCUGAUAUUUCUGCUCUGCUGUUUCUGACUUUCUGUCUUGAAAUGGCUCUAUGCCUGCUGCUACCUGUAAGGCUAUGGAGCCUUUCAUUAAUUUUUUCAGCUUCCUCUGUCAGUCACAUACACCUUUUAACUUGCCAUUUGUAUCUGACAUCUUUAAUUUUCACUUACCCAUUCCUGACAUGUUACUCACUGUAUGGUUGCUGCUCUUUCCUUUAAACUCUUACCCAGAAUAGGAUUUUAUCACCAUUCCUGCUUUGUGUAGGUCAAAGUGUAUUUUCAGGACAAUACAACAGGCAGCAUGUGAACAGUCAGCUGUUCACUAAGAGUGUCCAUCUUCAACAUGUCCGCCAUGCCCACUCAAGUUGACAAUUGCUUUAAUGUUUGGUCAAAUGGAGUUUCUCAAGCCAUGUUUUUUCUACACCUCUGGGUGAUGCUUAUUCCCAUUCAUGUUACACAAUCAACCAGAUCACUGGUAUCCAGGUAUCUGGUAAAUUUUUCCUCAGUGAUUACUCCCUGUUCAGGUGUCAAUUUGGUGAAUGUGUCACAAAUCAUCAUUUGUAAGGUAUCGGCUUCAUUCCCCUGCCCACAUCUUUUUUUUCUUGGAAAUUCUUCAAUUGGAAUCCUAAUUAAGAAAUACAAUGAUGCCUAUAAACAUAUGCAUCAUGCUAGUGAUAUCACUUGUUUGCUCUGGGCUUGCCAGGUUGUCUCUGUCAUCUUGUAAUGACAGAAGGUGAGUCAUGGUUGUGGCAUGUGCAGAAAACCUAAGGACAUAUGUCUGUGAAUGUCUGUAUUGGAACCUGCCAGGUCUGUCAUGACUGGCAGAUCUGCGCUGUGUCGUGUGAAAUAGACUUGUGGAUGGAAAUGCCCCUGGAGUUGUGCUCAUGCCAUUUUCUUCUUUGAAUCAGAAAGAAGAAGAGUCAUUGUCCCCCAGAAGAGGCCAAGAGCUGUUUGCUCCAUUCCCUGCCAUUCUAGCUCACCACAUCUGGCAGCCAUGUCCCAAGAGGGGCAAAGCCUUUGCCUCUCCCCUCAGUGUGCUCUCAAGUCUUCCCCUCAAAGAGGGGAGCUGCAUAUGUGGUGGAGGAGAGGGCAGAGUGCUCUGAGUGUCUUUCCUCCCUGCCACCAUGGGUUUUUGCACCUGGGGAGCUCUCUGGGUGGCAGCAGUGGUAGAGUGGGACACAUCCAGUUGCCUGGGAUGCUGGGACCUGAUACAGGGACCCAGCAUCCCUCAUAGGUCUGCAGACAUGACAGCCAGGAACUAUGCAUUUCUAAGUACAUCAGGUCUCCUUAGAUCUUCAUACAUGAUGGGAAAUUAAUGAAGCCUGAUUUAUUUGCCCUUGUUAUUAACCCUCAGCCAGCUGUAAGCCAUGGCUGCCUUCAUGCAAACAGCAGUAGAAGGACCAGGUUCUCUGGUUAAUUUGGCUGUUGCCCAUCUCCUAAUAAACCAUUUGGAAAGCUUUUUAACCUGGAGUGUCUCAAAACUGACAUUUCUUUAUUACCAUCGUUGUAGGUCAAGGUUUAGGAUGUGUUAGUUCGUGUGUAGAAGGUGUGAGCAGCACUUUACUUGGUGAUGCUCACUUUAAGGCGGAUGAAUAUAAUUUAUUUUAUUACAUUUACGACAGGGCUGUAAAUUCUGUCAUAAAUGCUUGAAGGUGGGAACGGAAGCAAGUUUUCCUCCAAUUCCCAUGGGAAGAAAAUAUUGCCAAGCAGGACUCAUUUUACAGCAGAAUUCCGCUCCUCUUGUGUACACAGGGUUUGGCCCAUGUCUGCCAGUGGGGCCAGGGCUGCAAGAAAGGCUGCAAUCACUGCAUGGCAAAGCAGUGCACCUCUGGUAAACAGUUCCUGUGUGAUCAUCAAAAUGUGGCUGAAGGUAAUAAAAAAAAAAGGAUGCUAGCAUUUCCAAAAUAAAAGUGUCCAAAGCUCAA